UGACAAAAGUCAGAGUAAAGCAGGGGAUCAACAGAAAGUGGACUUCUGACGGAUAUUAUUAUUAAAAUGCAUUUUUAUUUUUUACCACGGACAUGAUGGUAUUUAAAACGUAGCCAUAGUUUUUUUUCUUAAUCGAGACAUUUUGUCCCUGAGACAUUUAUCCGUGCUCAAACAGGUUUCCCGCCCCUAAUAGUUUUUAAAGGACUCUGGGUAUAUAGUGAAUAUUCCGUUUCGACAAGGUCGUUCGGAAUAUCUCAGUAAUAUUCAUGAGAGAUGAUUGGCCUGUGAAUGCCUUGGACAGAAAAAACUGGAAGCACAUGUCGUUGGGAGCUUUCACCGACCAAUCAGAUAGCGGAUCUCUCAUGAAUAUUAAUGAAUUUCCCGAACCACCCAGUAAAACAAGAACUCGCCCCCGCGAAGCGGAAAUCUCCUCGAAAUGGGACGUCACAGCCUGCUGAAGCCGCUGGCGCGAUUUUCAACUUCCUAACUGAACCGGCUGGAGGGCUCGCGUCUCAGCAAUAAGCGCUCUUAGUCUCCUUUGUUAAUUUUAUUUUUAGCUUUUAAAGGCUGAAAUAAGAUGGAGUGCCUGAAUGUCCCGCGAAUCUUGCCGAACUCCCCGAUGCGCGCCCGGGGACAUAUCCAGGUCAUUUUCGGGCCGAUGUUUUCGGGGAAAAGCACCGAGCUGAUGCGCAGAGUGCGCCGCUUCCAGGUCGCCCGCUAUAAAUGCCUGGUGAUCAAAUACUCCAAGGACACGCGCUACUCCGAGCAGGGCAUGGCCACGCACGACAUGAGUACCAUGGAGGCGGUGCCCGCCAGCCGGUUACAGGAGGUUUACGGUCUGGCCCUGGGGGCUGAGGUCCUCGGCAUCGAUGAGGGACAGUUUUUCCCAGACACAGUCCAGUUCUGCGAGGAGAUGGCCAACCAAGGCAAGACCAUCAUUGUGGCUGCCCUGGAUGGGACGUUCCAGAGAAAGCCCUUCGGAAACAUCCUGGGCCUGGUGCCACUGGCGGAGAGCGUGGUGAAGCUGAACGCUGUCUGCAUGGAGUGCUUCAAAGAGGCGGCUUACACCAAGAGGCUGGGGGACGAGAAGGAGGUGGAGGUGAUCGGAGGAGCGGACAAGUACCAGGCCGUGUGCCGGGCCUGCUACGGGGGCCUCAUGGCUGAGAAGGAGAACAGCGCCCCCUGGAGGGACGAGACACCCCCUCAGGCCCUCCCAGGGAAGAAGCUGGACGUGGGUUUUCCUCGCAAACUCUUUGCUCCAUUGCACAACUGAGAGAGACAAGAUUAUGCCAAAAUGGGAGCGCCGAAUACGUGUUAAACAUUUUAAUGCAGCUUACGUCUGCAUCAGCUCCAAAGCGUUACAGCACUAAGAUGCACAGUAGAGCUUGAAUGCUUAAAACGUUCACUUAAAUUCCUUAACCAUUUAGGUAUGCUAGUAACUAUAUCAACUAACCACUAGGGGGCACAAACCUGGAGUGAUUUGUUACUGUUGGCAAGUGAUUUAACCAAGCUAGACCUUGGACUACAUGUUAGAUUGGAAAAAAAAUAUAUAUCCUACAGAGAAAAAGAGUACCAGCUCUACAUUUGCUUUUCACUGGGGCUGUACCCUCAAGGGUCCCUCAGUUGUACCUUUAAGGCACAGAAAUUGACUGUGCGGAACUUAUUUUGGUACUACUGGGGGGUACAUUAAUGUUUGUACCUUGGAUGUUCCUCAGAGUCCAUUUCUGUACCUUAAAAGGUACACUUACCUACAGCCAUAGGGCACAAUUGGCAAACCUUUGAGGGGAACAGCCCCAGUGAUGAGCAAAGGAACAAACUGGUACUCCUUUGAGUGAAAGACGUUUACCUAGCAGGACUACGUAUUCCGAAAGCAUAGCCGGUAAAUGAAGAGUUCCAACAAUAUGAGUUGGUAAGGGGAGCUUUUGGGAAGCAUUAUAUGCUGUAUUUAUAUAUGUAGUGUUGUGUACAUCUAUGGGGGUUUUAUAUACAGAACUGGGGGAAUAUUCCAGCCCUUUAGUUAUGAUUUCUGAAGCACAGUGAGAAGGUUCUGGGUCUUUUCCACCUAUAAGUAGGCCGUAUAACUUUUUGUGAGUAUUAUACCGUCACAGAAAAGGUCACUGGCCACCCUGGACACUCCUUCAUAGAUACAGCAUCUAGAAGCAUCUCAGGCUGCUGAUGACAGUUCACAUUUAACGUGACAUCAAGGGUGGUGCUGUGAUCAGUGGGUGAUAUUGGCUCAGACGCGCCAGAUAGACCGGCCCAUUCACCUACGAUGUAUUUCCGGGCAAAGCACAGUGUCUGUAGCCAUUAGCUUUAUGAUGUUCCUGAACUCUGUUGUAAAUCUUAUGUCCAAUGUGUGGGUCUUGUAAAAAUUGUGGGCAUCUUUUUAAAGGUGUUUUUUGAAUAAAAAUGGGGGUAAGAAAAAUCCUUCUGACCA
Paramormyrops kingsleyae is the source of this 2437-nucleotide messenger RNA. It is a transcript of the gene tk1, whose product is annotated as thymidine kinase 1, soluble. NCBI's taxonomy places the organism in Eukaryota, Metazoa, Chordata, Actinopteri, Osteoglossiformes, Mormyridae. Gene Ontology annotation, molecular function: ATP binding; thymidine kinase activity. The record is from RefSeq and is a predicted model, not a curated record. Gene Ontology annotation, biological process: thymidine metabolic process.